UGUGUUGAUGAUCACCCCCAGUGUUCCCAGAAGAUGACUGCUCCUUUCCCAACGCGUUUGAUAGAUGUUGGCUCCACUGACAGGGAACCAUCACUUUACAUCUCAUCGCUGGGAGAACAAGGAAUCUACGUGGCGCUCAGUUACUGCUGGGGAAUUCCGAAACAACCUGUAAUGCUAACGAGGGUGAGGUUGGCAUCUAAGGAUCACACGUUACCAUUGUCAGAACUUCCACCCACACUGAGAGACGUGAUCUUGAUCUGCCAGCGGCUUAGUUUUCAAUAUGUUUGGAUUGAUGCACUUUGCAUCGUACAGGAUUCAAUUAAUGACGAGGACUGGUUAAAAGAAGCUGCUAAUAUGCCCAAUAUCUAUGGUGGUGCAACACUCACCAUUUCUGCAUCGGCCGCCAAACAGACUAGCGACGGCGUACUUUCUGCAAGCUUUGUUCCGACCAAGUUUAGCUGCGCCUUACCUUAUAACCUCGGCAAUAGUAAGAUUGGAACCGUAUACGUCGUCCCAUACAAGAUGAGGCUUUCUCCCUUCAUCUCCAAAGAGGCACCGGAGCCUCUCGAGACACGAGCCUGGUGUUUGCAAGAACGCCUCCUGUCGCCCCGCAUCCUUAAAUUUGAAACUUCGCAGCUUGUAUGGGAAUGUUUCUCUACAAAACUCAACGCGAAUGGUCCGAUGCAAAGCCCGUCAGACCUGUCGAAAAAAGCAAGGUUUGACUGGAAAUACAUUAUCCGAGAUUUCACUGGAAGGAACUUGACCUACACCUCUGACAAAUUACCGGCACUCUCCGGAUACGCUAGACAUAUCCACUCCUUAACGGGGGAUAUAUAUCUAGCAGGUUUGUGGAAGAACGAUAUCAUGUCCCAGCUACUGUGGUGGAUCAAUAUUCGAUCCACCGCCAUCAACCCUCGACCAUCAACAUACCGUGCCCCGUCCUGGUCAUGGGCAUCG
Messenger RNA from Hyaloscypha bicolor E, 957 nucleotides. Its product is annotated as HET-domain-containing protein. NCBI's taxonomy places the organism in Eukaryota, Fungi, Ascomycota, Leotiomycetes, Helotiales, Hyaloscyphaceae. The annotation marks the transcript as partial. The record is from RefSeq and is a predicted model, not a curated record. The transcript has a single exon.